AUGAAGGAUCCCAUACUUGUAGUUGGAAUGAAAUUUCCCAAUCCCCAAGUUUUCAAAGAGUAUUUGAGGGAGUUUAAUGUGGUGCAUGGUUAUGAUAUAAGGUACAUCAGAAAUGAGAGUGCUAGAAUCAUUGUUGUUUGUAGGCAUGGCUGUACUUGGAGGAUACAUGCCUCUCCAUUUGGGGGAACUACAACCUUUCAGAUCAAAACUCUAGAGGGGAAACACACAUGUGAGAGGCAUUACAACAACAAACAAGCCAACUCUAAGUACUUGGGGAAGAACUUUGUAGAUGAAGUGAGAGAUGACCCCUCUAUUAACAUAGCCUCUUUCAAGAAAAAAGUAAGAAGAGAGAUAAUGGUGGAUGCAAGUAGGUUUCAAAUAUACAGGGCAAAGAGAAAGACAAUGAAGAUAAUUGCAAGGGAUUUGGCAGAGCAAUAUCACAGGAUUAGGGGUUAUGAAGCUACAGUUAUUAGCAAAAAUCCAACCUCACACAUUUCAAUAACAACUAAUCCUGAAAAGACAGAGCCUACAUUUGAAAUAAUGUAUUUUAGACUUGAUGCACAAAAAGAUGGAUUUCUAACAGGGUGUAGACCAAUAAUAGGACUAGAUGUGGCUUUGGUUGAGAUAGAAUGUAAAGCCUCUUAUUCUUGGUUUCUUGAGGAAUUGAUGAGUGAUAUUGAGAGUGUUGAGGAGAUGGGGUGGACAUUUAUAUCAGAUAGAAGAAAGGGGUUGGUUAAAACAUUUGCAGAGUUAUACCCUACUGCAGAUCACAUAUACUGCCUAAGACAUAUGUAUAGUAACUUCAAGACAAAAUACAGUGGUUGCGUGUUGAAAGACCUGUUUUGGAAAGCUGCAUCAACUGGAAAUGUGCAUGAAUUCAAUUAUUGGAUGAAGAAGAUUGAAAAAGCUGAUCCUAAGACUGGAAAUAGGAAGACAGCUGUAGAGUAG
Messenger RNA from Camellia sinensis, 948 nucleotides. The record is from RefSeq and is a predicted model, not a curated record. NCBI's taxonomy places the organism in Eukaryota, Viridiplantae, Streptophyta, Magnoliopsida, Ericales, Theaceae.